This is a messenger RNA of Delphinapterus leucas (beluga whale), 3365 nucleotides long. Lineage: Eukaryota; Metazoa; Chordata; Mammalia; Artiodactyla; Monodontidae. The record is from RefSeq and is a predicted model, not a curated record.
CGGCCGAGGACAGAUGGCCGCAGCCCGGGCCUGACGGAUGAGCAGUCGGGCACGUGAACUCCCACCUCCAGUUUGGCUCAGUGCCCGGCGGCAGCGGCAGCCCCGCGGUGCCCCCCGCCGUCUCCGCCCGGCUCCUGCGCGCCGCCUCUGCUCUUUGCGUAGUAAUUUCAGUUCCUGCUAGCACCCAGCUCGCUCCCGGAACGCGUCUGAAGAGGACCGCCGCUGCCGAGCCCGCCCGAGCCAUCGGUGUGGCGCCGGGAGCCGCUGCUCGGGAUAUGCGACGGGAGGCCGCCGGCACAGCGCAGGCAGUGGCCCCGCCGCGCCGGGGAGAGCCGGGCGACAGCAGAUUGGUCCUUCAGAGGAAUCAUCUCUGAUUGCAGCUUCACUGUGAGCUACGACUGCUUCCCAGUGGGAGCGCUGCUCAGGGGAGAGCUCUGAGAUUUUCCCAAAGAGAAAUUCCAUGGGGACUGUACCUGACCCUCUGAGAUCGGCUAAAACUUCCCUGAUUGCAGCUUCUGGAAAAGAAGAGGACCUGGGAGAGGUUCAGGCUGCUUCACGUCAGCCUCAACCAGCCGUCCUGGGUAGGAACACCAAUGGCCUUUCUGGCACUCCUGCAGAGCCAGACCUCAGUCCCAGGACAGCUGCUGAGGCCCUGAUGCAGGCCAGUGAGGAGGAGGCCGCGCAGCCAGCCAUGUCGUCUGCUGGCAUUGUCAACGAGGUGGGGAAAGCAUCUCCCACGUUCAACUCUCCUGGCAAUACCCAGCUGCCAGGGAGCAGGGAGCCCGCAGCGCCAGCCCCGUGUUCUGCUGCAGGAAAGGAUCUGAUACACGUAGCAUUCACCAUACCAGCCAAUCAGCACACCCACCCGGCCAUCCCAGGGGACCAGCCCAACUCCAGCCUCCCAUCAGGACCUGAAGACACCCUGGUGAAAUCACAGAGAACUGCAGACGGAGAGCAAGCUGAGAAGUCAAGUUGUCCGCUGGGAGGGGUCCGUGGCAAAGAUCAGGUGCCCCCUUAUUUUCCUUCUCAAGAAACGAUCCAGGGAAUGGUGCAACCUGCAGAUACAGCAGCCAAGGCGCUCAGUCCUGCCUCCGCUCCUGUAGGUGGACCUGAAGGGGAAAGGCAGCAAGCCGUUUGCGAUUCCCAGACAAGGUCCUGUGAAUCUCCAGCCAGAGAAGUUAGAUGUUCGGAGAACAGACCACCCUCUCCCACGACCUCAGACCCCCAGGCCGUGACUUCGGUGGCACCUCAGUCAUCCCACCUCCCUAGCAAAGGGUCCGUGUUUCCUCCGGAUCCAGAGAAGAUGCUGCCGCCAGCACAGCCUCAGGGGUCGAGGUUCAGAGAAGUGAGUACGAUGACCAGCCAAGCUGAAAAUGAGAUCAAGGAAGUUCCCCCCAGGGCUCAGCAAGAUGCUGAGGUGCAGGCAGUGGCCAGUGUCGAGAGCAGAUCGGUGUCUACCAGCCCCAGCAUUCUCACUGCGUUCUUAAAGGAAACCCCCGCUCCAGAGCAGUUCGAACAAGAGCAGCUGCGUGUCGUCUGCAGCGGCAGUGGCCGCAUAAGCCACACGUUGGAGCUGUCUGCAAGCACCCCAGCCCCCCGGGAGGCGGGUCAGUGCCUUGGCAUCACGCCAGAGGUGCACAUCCAGUCAGCUGCGGCUUUCCGGGGGGAAGGUAAAUCAGCGAGCCUACCGGCUGAGGUCCUUAAAACCUCAUCAAUCCACGUGGCAUCCAGUAAUGCUCAGGCUACAUGCAAAGAAGAUGGGAGGUCAGCGGGAAUGACCCAGGUGGGGCAAGAGCCCGCCUCUAGACAACUUUCGGGUACUAAUUCUACCUCCCUGAAAGCUAGCCUCAGUGACCAGAUUUCUAUCAGUGCAGGAUGUCAAGCUGAAACAAGUCACGGAUUAGGGAAAUUUGAAACGAAGCCAUCUGAGUUUGCAGUGGGAACCACCAACGGCCACAAACCGGACCCAGACUGGAAACUCUCCAACUCUUGUGGCCCUGCCAGCAGAGCUGACCAGUCCGGGAACUUGGAUCUCACGAAUCAAGGGGACGCAAGAGAGGAGAAGCUUGCAUCUCCUCAGAUAGUAAGAGAACAAGAAUCUUCUGGCACCGAUAUCCUGGACCCGAGGGCAAGGGCAGAGGCCAAAACUGUACUGCUCAAUCCUAAAUCUCAAGAAAGUAGAGGCACCGCAUUAGCUGCCAGUCCUACACCCUCCCCAGUCAGGAGGAGCCAGGAGGGCGGCGUGGAAGAAAAUAGACAGCCCAAGACAGCCACCAGCCUAAGCCUGCCGUCUGAUUCCAUGGGGGACUCCAGUCCCGGUUCUGGCAAGAGAACCCCUUCUCGCUCCGUCAAAGCCAGUCCCCGCCGGGCCAGCCGGGUCAGCGAGUUCCUCAAGGAGCAGAAGUUAAACGUGACGGCAGCUGCCGCCCAGGUGGGACUCACUCCGGGAGAGAAGAAAAAGCACCUGGGUGCUGACGCCAGGCUGCAGUUGAAACAGUCCAAGCGUGUCCGGGACGUGGUGUGGGACGAGCAGGGCAUGACCUGGGAGGUGUACGGCGCUUCCCUGGACCCAGAGUCCCUGGGCGUCGCCAUCCAGAACCACUUACAACGACAAAUCAGGGAACACGAGAAAUUAAUCAAAUCUCAAAGCAGCCAGAGCCGGAGAUCCAUCUCCUCGGAUACUUCUUCAAAUAAGAAGCUCAAAGGCAGGCAGCCCAGUGUUUUCCAGUCCAUGUUGCAGAACUUCCGACGGCCCAACUGCUGCAUUCGUCCUGCUCCUUCUUCUGUAUUAGAUUGAAAAGGAACAUGUACGGGAGCCCUUGUAUGCUUUUACGGUCUUCAUAGAUAGCCCUCUGUCUAUGUCAAAGCUUAGUGUUUUCUGAGAGACCAGGAAGAGAAAGCACUAACUUGAGGAAACUGCUAUUAAGGAUUGUGGCAUCCUUGGAUUGGGGGUCCAUAAAUAAUACAUCAUUUCAGUUUGAAAGAAAGAAAAGUAACAAGCUUCGCCGAAGGCUUACGACCUUAACUAAGAGGAAGUAACACUCAGUGGGUUUUUUACUAUGAUGUUGCUUAUAGAAUAACAUGAUCAUUACCCGUGUCAUUUUGUAUUACUCAUUCAAUUUAUCACACUGUGGUAUUUCCAUUAAAAUCCCUGCUUUAUAUUAGAAAUAGCAAAAACACUCUUAGCGAAAACACGGUUAUACUCUCUAGUCCAUUGCAAUAAGAAUGCUGAUACCACACAAAAUUCAAGUAGGUGAUGAGAAAUACCAUGUAAAAAAUGGAAACAGGGCUUCCCUGGUGGUGCAGUGGUUGAGCGUCCUCCUGCCGAUGCAGGGGACACGGGUUUGUGCCCCGGCCCGGGAAGA